This is a messenger RNA of Myxozyma melibiosi, 1995 nucleotides long. RefSeq lists its product as uncharacterized. Bases 251 to 1732 code for a protein of 493 amino acids. The record is from RefSeq and is a predicted model, not a curated record. The transcript has 3 exons. Gene Ontology annotation, biological process: cellular response to starvation; regulation of DNA-templated transcription. Gene Ontology annotation, molecular function: zinc ion binding; DNA-binding transcription factor activity, RNA polymerase II-specific; RNA polymerase II transcription regulatory region sequence-specific DNA binding. Gene Ontology annotation, cellular component: nucleus. NCBI's taxonomy places the organism in Eukaryota, Fungi, Ascomycota, Lipomycetes, Lipomycetales, Lipomycetaceae.
GGGUAAAAUAGCCACCGGACCCAUCCCGAUUAGGAAAGAAGGUCUCCGCCGCCGCAGCGGACGGGCCUCGUGCCCAGAGGUUUGCUUGUCUUUUGCGUUUUGCUUCUGUGUUUUUGUUGUUUGUUGUUUGGAGGAAUAAAAGCUGGAAGAAGAAACUGAUUUUUGAGGAAAGAAGUCUGUGUUUAUUCAGCUUGUCUGCUGUCUGUCUACCUGUUUGUUAUCCAAAGACUCCUCGCUCUCGGCCGGCUCCAUGGCUCCUCCUCCCCCCUCCACCUCCCCCGGCCCAAACACCGUCACCACCUCCUCAGGCGUGACGCUCAACAUGACCGCCGCCAUGGCCCGCAGCAGCGGUAUAAGCCUGCGCACCGGUCGACCGAAACGCAAAAAGGCCUCGCGUGCCUGCUUCCACUGCCAAAAAGCCCAUCUCACAUGCGACGAUGCGCGUCCCUGCCAGCGCUGCGUCAAGCGCGGGCUCUCAGACACCUGCCACGACGGCGUGCGCAAGAAAGCAAAGUACCUGAGCGACGCGCCGGACAAACCGCCUGCAAAGACCACCGACGCUUCCACCACCCCCGCCCCCACUUCCACCACCACCAGCAGAGCUGCCAGGGCGCUCGCGAGCAGUAAUACCAGCAAUACCAGCAGCAACAGUAAUAGCAAAGCCAGCGUGCUCCCCAUGAACGGUACGAUCGACCCUUCCUCUCUCGGCUCCGAUCCGCUGGCAGAAGACUCGCCGGACGCGACCGACAGCAUCUUUUCGAACCUCAACUUGUCCGCCUACGAUUUCGGCUCAAAGACAGCAAACAUGGAAUUCUCAUAUGACCCCCCGCUAAGCGCCUCAAACAUCCUCGGCGCGGCACCAAACUCGUCCUCGUCGAUCUCGUAUGAUUACGGGUUCGCCGACAUGGCUGUCCGCGACUCGAACUGGGCCGCGCGCGGGCUCGCGAGUCUGUUGUCGGGAAACUCGCCGCAAAACAGCGCGAGUCCGCCGACGCCGACCGCGAGCGAGCCGUCGCCGCUGCUGUCGUCGUCGUCGGGAACCGCCGCGCACCGCUCGUCGCUGGGGAACGAGGUCAUGGGGCCGCCUACGGGCACCGCAACCACCUCCUCCUCUUCUUCCUCUGCGCUACCUCCUCAUAUUGCGCCGCGGCGUAGGCGGGAUCCAGAGACGGUGUAUGCGUCUGUGACGCAGCCGUUCUCGUACACGCCGGGGUAUCACGGGAUCAUUGCGUAUCUCAAGAGCCGGUUCGAUCGGCCACAUUUGAUGCGGGUCGCGCGCGCGAUGGCUGCCUUCCGGCCGUCGUUUAUUGCGUGCACAAAGACGCUGAAAGAAGAAGACUUGAUUUUCAUGGAGAAGUGUUUCCAGCGCACGUUGCUCGAGUACGAGAAAUUCAUCUCGUACUCUGGCACGCCGACGAUCGUGUGGCGGCGAACGGGCCAGGUCGCGGCGGUGGGCAAGGAGUUUUGCAUUCUGACGGGGUGGACGAAAGAGCAACUUCUUGGGAAACGCACGUUCAUGGUCGAGUUUAUGGACGAUCACUCGGUGGUCGAGUAUUUUGAAGGUUUCAGCAAGCUCGCGUUCGGGGACUCGCGAGGCGCGACGAUGAUGGAGUGUACGUUGCUCAGUCCGACGGGGCGGAAGAUUCCGACGGCGUGUACGUGGACUAUCAAGCGGGAUGUGUUUGAUAUCCCGAUGAUGAUUGUGGGGAAUUUUCUGCCAAUCUUGAAUUGAAUCGAACUUCUCUGAGCGCCUCUUUGUCGAAUUUGCUUUUUGGAUUGGUUAUUGAUUAACUUACUUGGAAAAGUUGCUAAUGAUGGAUUUUUAUGCUCUUUUUUUUUUCUUACUUCUUUUCUUGUUUGGACGGGGCGUGGGGUUUUCUUUUCUUCCUGAAGCUGUAAUGACUUCGCUUCAAACGAUUUUAUGCUUACUCUCUUAUGUGAAACUUUUGAUAUUAUGUGAUGCUAUGAUACUCCCCAACACUAUCAAACAAAAUG